ACCGGGGCGGCAAUGGCGGCGGCGGCGCCUGCGCGCGGCGCCCUCCGUGCGGACCGCGCAGAGUGAAUAAUAAAGGUCUCCUCGGCGGGAGCGGCGGCGGCGGGCGGGAGGCAUGUCCAAGGGCCCGGUAGCGAGCGGCCCUGCCGCGACCGGGCCGGCGAACGCCGCCAGCGCGCUGCAAGCGCAGCCCGAGAAGCCGCAGCACUACACUUACCUGAAGGAGUUCCGCACAGAGCAGUGCCCUCUCUUCGUGCAGCACAAGUGCACUCAGCACCGGCCCUACACUUGCUUCCAUUGGCACUUUGUCAACCAGCGCCGUCGCAGAUCUAUCCGCCGUCGGGAUGGGACGUUUAACUACAGCCCUGACAUUUACUGUACCAAGUAUGAUGAGACCACAGGAAUCUGCCCAGAAGGAGACGAAUGUCCCUUCUUGCAUAGAACUACUGGAGACACAGAGAGGAGGUAUCACUUACGCUAUUACAAAACUGGAAUCUGCAUCCAUGAGACAGACUCCAAGGGAAACUGCACAAAGAAUGGAGUCCACUGUGCUUUUGCUCAUGGGCCCCAUGAUUUACGCUCUCCUGUGUAUGACAUCAGGGAGCUUCAGGCCAUGGAGGCUUUGCAGAAUGGUCAGACUACAUCAGAAGGUGGCAUAGAGGGUCAAUCUGCAGUUGCUGCUAGCCAUGCUAUGAUAGAGAAAAUACUCAGUGAGGAGCCAAGGUGGCAAGAUACAACGUAUGUAUUGGGAAAUUAUAAGACAGAGCAGUGUAAGAAGCCUCCUCGUCUCUGUCGCCAGGGUUAUGCCUGUCCAUACUAUCACAAUAGCAAAGACAGAAGAAGGAGCCCAAGGAAACACAAAUACAGAUCUUCACCAUGUCCCAGUGUGAAACAUGGAGAUGAGUGGGGAGAUCCUAGUAAGUGUGAAAAUGGAGACUCGUGCCAAUACUGCCACACUCGCACAGAACAGCAGUUCCAUCCAGAGAUCUACAAAUCCACCAAGUGCAAUGAUAUGCAGCAGUCUGGCAGCUGUCCCCGAGGACCCUUCUGUGCCUUUGCACACGUAGAACAGCCUCCACUCAAUGAAGACCUACAGCAAUCCUCAGCUGUGUCCAGCCCCACGCAGGCAGGCCCAGUGAUGUAUAUGCCAUCAGCAGCUGGUGAUUCUGUUCCAGUCAGCCCUUCCAGUCCACAUGCUCCAGACCUCAGCAAUGUGUGGAAUAAAUCAGGAACUCUGCCAACUAGCCCCACCUCCACCACAAUUCUUUGUAGGAACAGCAGUCUCGGAAGCCCAUCUAAUAUAUGUGGGUCUCCUCCUGGUGCGAUUGGAAAGCCACACAGCCUGGAGAGCAUUGGUUUUCCUCCAGAUUCAGUAACAGCAGCUGGCAGCUACAAGAAAGCACCGGGGUUUGAGCGAGAAGAUCAGGUGGGGGCCGAGUAUUUGAAGAGUUUCAAAUGCCAGCAAGCAAAAAUGAAGUCCCAUUCACUGGAACACAGGAGCCAGGAGCAACCUUUGUUACAGCCCAAACAGGACAUACUGGGUAUUCUCCCAGUGGGGAGCCCACUGACAUCCAGCAUCUCCUCCAGUAUCACCUCCAGUCUGGCUGCAACACCACCAAGCCCCGCUGGCACCAGCAGCAUACCAGGCAUGAAUGCCAAUGCCCUUCCUUUCUACCCAACCAGUGACACCGUUGAGUCUGUCAUAGAGUCUGCCUUGGAUGACCUGGACCUGAAUGAAUUCGGAGUGGCUGCCCUGGAGAAGACAUUUGACAGCAGCACAGUGCCCCACACGAGUGGCAUCAUGAUAGGUGGGAGUUUGCUGCAAAGUUCUGCUCCUGUAAAUAUCCCCGGGUCCCUUGGAAGCUCUGCCUCCUUUCACUCUGCCUCUCCUUCUCCACCGGUCAGCCUCUCAUCGCAUUUCCUCCAUCAGCCCCAGGGACACUUAAGCCAAUCAGAAAACACGUUCCUGGGGACAUCAGCUUCUCAUGGAUCAUUAGGUUUAAAUGGGAUGAACAGCAGCAUAUGGGAACACUUUGCUUCGGGGAGUUUUUCGCCCAGUACCUCACCUGCAUUUCUGUCAGGUCCAGGUGCUGCGGAGCUGGCACGGCUACGGCAAGAACUGGAUGAAGCCAACGGCACAAUAAAGCAGUGGGAAGAGUCUUGGAAACAAGCCAAGCAGGCUUGUGAUGCUUGGAAAAAGGAGGCAGAGGAAGCAAACGAUCGCGCCAACACAGCUAACAUGGAAUGUGAACUGGCUCGGGAGCAGAGGGAAGCCUUGGAACUGCAAGUGAAGAAACUACAGGAGGAGCUGGAGAGGAUCCACACAGGCCAGGACCCUCAGUUUCUGCGCUCCUUCUCUGACCUGGAAACCCUCUCACUCUCUUCACUUUACACCCUCCAGAAGCAGUUGCGGGCAAACCUGGAGAAGGUCGAUAAGGCAGUAUUUCAGAUGCAGUCAGUGAAAUGCCUUAAGUGUCAGGAGGAGAACCGCGUGGUGUUACCGUGCCAACACGCCGUGCUGUGCGAGACGUGCGCCGAGGAGGGCGAGUGCCCCAUCUGCCACCCCAACAGGCCCCACGCCCUGCAGUCGUGACCUUCCCAGGACGUUUGUUCUGAUCAUAUCAUAGAACUUUUUAACUUUAUACGUACGUACAUAUAUAUGUAUGUGUACAUAUAUAUAUGUAUGUGUAGAUAUAUCUAUGUAUGUGUGUAUGUGCGUGUCUGUGUAUGUGUGUAUAUGCACACGCACGCACGUACCCGCAGAAAACAGAAAUUAGUUGCAGAGCACUUUUUAAUAUUUUACAUCCCGUAUCUAAGCUGCCCCUCACCCGUGCCCCACUAAUUCUAACUCUUGAGGAACUUUGAGAGCUGUUUUUAAUACAGAUCAAAGGGCCAUUUGCAAAGAGUCUGCGUUUCUCCUCUUUUCUAUUUAGGUGAUAACAAAUUUUUGACUAUUUCCAGAAGGAUUUAGAGUGGGCAAGAGGGGCUUCCACGUGCUUUCCAGAGGAAAGAGUUGAGAUCGUGGGGAGGAUCGAGGUGGAUUGAAAUGACUGUUUCACGUCUUCGGUCUCCCUGCUCUUUCACUGACCCAGCUUGGUUAAAGCCGUCCUCCCCGAUGGAAGCUCUGCUGGGUCCCUGCCUGGUGGGCCUCACGUUGCUGAUCUCUGAAUGUGCAGAAACUUUGUCUGUCGUUUAAAACAGCAAAGUUCACUUUUUAAAGUUUUUUACACUCUUUGUAUAUUUAUAUGAAAAGAAGAAAAGGGGGGAAAAAAAUAUAUAUUGUACCUAAAGCAAGCCAGGCCCCCAGAUUCAGUGACCAGUAAUCAUUGCUGAUACAGCUAACGUUGCAGGUUUGAGCAGCCUUUCAGUCGUCAUCCUUGUGUCAGCUGAAGCCCUUUGUGAAAGGGGAAUGGAUACACAGGUUAGUUCUCUGCAGACACCCCUUUACUUAGUGGCUGCCUGAAGAAUUUGUACCGCUUCAGACCAGAUUGGUUUUCUUUUAGCCACAGAGACCUCUUUUGUAGUCACUGCUGGAUCACGUGAAACAAUUCCAGACACAGUCUAAGGACUCUUUUUUUUAACUGUUUGGACAGAGUUGGCGUUCCCUGUUUCAGCAGCUCAGGGGUGAACCGUGGGCUGUUAAAUCCAGAAGCCUCAUGCCAGCCUGUGGUGGGAGAGAGCCCUGCAUGGAACCAACUGCUGAUAAAUCAAUUGCAGCUGGAGGCUGGAGCUGGAGAGGAACGUACAUUCCUUGCUUUCUGCUGCUCCUAGGUGGGGAUGCUUCUUCCUGCUCAUCGCUGUGGCACAAAACACAGUGCAUGUUACCACUGAAGCUUAUGAACACAGCCACUGUUUGUAUGUGCAUAUGAAAGUGUUGUUGAUGGGGAAACUCUAAAGCUGGUUGGUCUCGUGAUGCCCUGUUUUUCGUGUUAGUAAUGUUACAGAGAGGAGGGAGCAAGCAAGGAAGAGGACUUUAAUUCAAAUUCUCAUUUAAGUGUUCAGAACUCAUCAGCCGCUCUAUGUGGUGCUGUGAUUGGUGGCAGUGUGGAGGUUGCUGUGUGUGGCUGUGUGCAGGCUGGGCUGCUGAACCAGCCAGCUCAGAGCAGAAGGAAGCAUCUCCAUCGGAGGGACGUGACUGCAGGGCUCCGCAGCCCUCUCACUCUCCUUCCUCCCAUCUCAGCCUCCAUUCCUGAGCACAGGCCUUUCCACCGCCCUCCUGUAGCUCUCACUGGUGUCUCUGACCUGCUGAGUUUGUUUCGGGCUGUUGUCCCCAAACACCACCUGCAAAAAGAGCUCAGGGACUUUCUCCUCGUGAGGAUCCUCUUUGUGGUUGAAUUUAAUCUCAGAUCAUUUCAGAAAGGCAAAGGAGGAAAUCCCUCAGACCAGUCCAACACGAGCCACGCUGUCCGGUGCGCUUCUUUAUAGGGAAAAGAAAUGCCUCCAGCUUAGACCUGCCAGCAGCUGAGCUUUCCCAUGACAUCCUUUACCAGCGCAUCCAUCGGAUUUUCCCCUCGGGUGGAUUGCAGUAACCUGCUGGGAUCUCAACCAGAAGGCUGCUCCGUUCUCUCAGUACUGUUGCUCUGUGCAGGGAUGCUGCCUGCGCUGCCCCUCCCAGCCCUUGGGAAAGCACUGGAACCUCCAGCAGCCCACUGUUGUUGUAGGAGCACCCAAAUCAUUACCAGAGCCUCUCAGAAAGCUUCCUAUUUUAACACAAAGACAUGAUUAGGUUUGCUUCUGUAAUUCCACCUUUCCUUCGUAUGGCAAGGGUUAAUAUGCAUUCCCAGAUGAUCUCUUAAGUACAGCUCUGUGUAGUUCUUUUGUUUUGUUUUUCCCAUUAACGUGUUGGGUUUUUUUGUUUUUUUUUUUUAUUUGUAAAAAUGCUCUUUUUCCCCCCAUGUGUAUUUUAUUGUAACUAGCAUCAGUUUUUUAAAUUUUUUUAAUUUUAAAUGGAGAGACACUGUUGGGUGAACAUAGUGGCUAUGUUGUUUGGUUAUAUAGCCUUUGAAUGUCUGUGCCAUGGGGCAGCACAUCUGCCUCGGUCUGAUCUUAAGGAAAGACCUUUUAUUAAAAUAUGUGAACAUUUC
Molecule: messenger RNA, 5081 nt
Organism: Tympanuchus pallidicinctus (lesser prairie-chicken)
Lineage: Eukaryota; Metazoa; Chordata; Aves; Galliformes; Phasianidae
Gene: UNK
Product: unk zinc finger
Exons: 17
Coding region: 113-2590 (825 amino acids)
Biological process (GO): cell morphogenesis involved in neuron differentiation
Molecular function (GO): metal ion binding; mRNA CDS binding
Source: RefSeq, a predicted model, not a curated record